This is a messenger RNA of Olea europaea var. sylvestris, 1279 nucleotides long. RefSeq names its product short-chain dehydrogenase TIC 32, chloroplastic-like. NCBI's taxonomy places the organism in Eukaryota, Viridiplantae, Streptophyta, Magnoliopsida, Lamiales, Oleaceae. The transcript has 8 exons. The record is from RefSeq and is a predicted model, not a curated record. The coding region runs from base 56 to 1048 and encodes 330 amino acids.
UUAUCCACAAAAGUUAUACUCUUGCAGUGUAAGGCUUCUAACUUGGGAAUUCCUAAUGAAGAUGAAGGCAACACUCAAAUACUUGGCUGGAAUUGCAGGCCCAAGUGGAUAUGGUUCAAAAUCCACGGCUGAACAAGUAACUCAAGAUUGUUUGCUAUCCGUGCCUUCUCCUCUUACUGCAAUUAUCACUGGGGCUACAUCUGGCAUAGGUGCUGAAACAGCAAAAGUUCUUGCAAAGAGGGGUGUAAGAAUAAUUAUUCCUGCAAGGGAUUUGAAAAAGGCAACUAAAGUGAAGGAAAUUAUACAAAAGGAGUGUCCAAAUGCUGAGAUAAUUUUAUUAGAGAUAGAUUUGAGUUCAUUUGCCUCAAUCCAGAGAUUUUGUUCUGAGUUCUUAUCUUUGGGAAUGCCACUUCAUAUCCUCAUAAACAAUGCUGGCAAAUAUUCACAAAAGUUGGAGUUUUCUGAAGACAAAAUUGAGAUGAGUUUUGCCACAAAUUACUUAGGUCAUUUUCUUUUAACAGAAAUGCUGUUAGGAAAAAUGAUAGAGACUGCAUCAGAUACUGGCAUCCAAGGAAGAAUAGUGAAUGUGUCUUCAGUGAUUCACAACUGGGUUAAAAGAGACAACUUUUGCUUCAACAAAAUGCUGAAUCCAAAAAGUUAUAAUGGCACUCUUGCUUAUGCUCAAACUAAACUGGCGAACAUAUUGCAUGCCAAGGAAUUGUCCAGACAGCUAGAGGCAAGAAAAGCAAAUGUUACUAUCAAUUCAGUACAUCCAGGAAUUGUGAAGACUGGCAUCAUCAGGGAUCACAAAGGCUUUAUCACAGAUUCAUUAUACUUUAUGGCAUCCAAGUUGCUGAAAUCAACAUCACAGGGUGCAGCGACGACAUGUUAUGUAGCUUUAAGUGGAAAGGUGGCAGAGGCGAGUGGCCGGUACUUUGCAGACUGUAACGAGAGCCAUUGCUCCACCCUAGCAAAUGAUGAAAUUGAAGCACGUAACUUAUGGAACCAGACGCGUGCUUUGAUACACAAACAAUUCGUUCAACCAUGAAUUAAAAUUAAGGGCAUGUUGGUUACACAAUACGAAGUAAUUAUGUAUAGUGCACGUAAAUGAGUAGCUAUGUAUACAUUUAAAUCCAUGGCAAAGGGUAAUUAAUCACACAAGUAGGUUUAUUUCUAGCCAUAGAUUAUAUAUGCAGAAAUUCAUGAUAUAAAAAGUUAAACUGUCAACACCUUGUUAUAUAAUUAUUCCAAUAAUAAGAAAUUAUUAAUUUCAAAUUUU